AUGCAGCCACCAGCGUCGGGGCUGGGCUACCAGGAGAGCCCCCAGGGGAGGAGCUUUGGGCUCCUUCCCGGAGGAGCUGCCCGGGCCAUUUCAAAGGCUCGGCGGAACGUGUGUCGCCGGGCUGAGUCUGCAGUGAAUGGCCGCACAUGGUCAGGUGCAGAAACGAAGCUGCGGGAGGCGGAGAGAAGGGCGGAGGAGCGGAGGCUUGAGGAGGUGGAGGACCGGGAAGCAGGGGGUGUCCAGUGGCUCUCCUGCCACCGACUCCUGGCUUCCCGCGGGAUGAGCCAGCUUCCGCCCCGUGGGACAGGGCUCCCUCGCCACGCAGCCGGCAUUCGGGGUUUUCUUACCGGUGCUUUCUUUGUCCUGGGCUGCUGGGGGCUCUCUGAUUUCCAGCAGGAUUUUUUUCAGCCUCUGGAGCCCCAGGAGGUAUCUUCGUACUUUGGCCCCGACCCCAACGCAGCCUUUGCAGGUCUCCCAUCCCCUGGGGACAUUCUGCACCUGGAGCUGCUGGUGGCCGUGGGCCCUGAUGUCUACCGGGCUCUCGGGGAGGACACGGAGCGCUGUGUGCUGACGAAUCUCAACAUCGGGUCGGAACUUCUGAGGGACCCAAGCCUGGGGGCUCAGUUCCGCGUGCACCUGGUGAAGCUCAUGAUCCUCACGGAGCCCACGGAUGCUCCAAAUAUCACGGCCGACAUCAGCGCGUCCCUGCGGAGCGUCUGUGAGUGGAGCCAGACGGUGAACCCCGCGGAGGACGCGGCGCCCGGGCACGCCGACCUGGUCCUCUACGUCACCCGGUUUGACCUGGAAUUGCCUGAUGGUAACCGGCAGGUUCGGGGGGUCACCCAGCUCGGGGGCAUCUGCUCCCCCUCCUGGAGCUGCCUCAUCACCAAGGACACCGGGUUCAACCUAGGGGUCACCAUCGCCCAUGAGAUUGGGCACAGCGUCGGCCUGCAGCACGAUGGCACCGAGGGCAGCGGCUGCCCGCCCCGCGGCCACGUCAUGGCGUCCGAUGGCGCCGUGUCGGCUGGCGGGGGCCCGGGGUGGUCUCCCUGCAGCCGCCAGCAGCUGCGGCAACUGCCGAGGUACCCACCCCCAUCCCGCGGCCACGCCCCUCCGGCCCCGCCCUCAUCGCCACCUGGGGGGCUUCCCGCGGGCUUCCCCCAGGACGCACGGCCCGGCCUCUACUACGACGCGGACCAGCACUGCCGCGCCGCCUUUGGCCCCCGGGCUGCGGCCUGCACCUUCGCCAGGGAGGGCUUGGAUGCGUGCCAGGCUCUCUCCUGCCACACGGACCCCCUGGACCCCAGUAGCUGCCGUCGCCUCCUCGUCCCUCUCCUGGACGGGACGGCCUGUGGGAUGGAGAAGUGGUGCUCCAAGGGCCGCUGCCGCUCGCUGGCGGAGCUGGGGCCCGUGGCGGCGGUGCACGGGCGCUGGUCCGGCUGGGGUCCCGGCGGUCCUUGCUCGCGCUCGUGCGGAGGGGGCGUGGUCAUCAGGAGGCGGCGGUGCAACAACCCCAGACCGGCCUUCGGGGGGCGUGCGUGUGUCGGAGCUGACCUCCAGGCGGAGAUGUGCAACACCCAGGCUUGUGAGAAGACCCAGCUGGGGUUCAUGUCGGAACAGUGCGCGCAGACAGACGACCGGCCGCUGAGCCUCUCCCAGGACAGCCCCAACUUCUACCACUGGGGAGCGGCCGCUCAGUACAGCCAAGGGGACGCUCUCUGCGGCCACAUGUGCCGGGCGCUUGGUGAGAGCUUCAUGGCGAGGCGUGGAGACCGGUUCCUGGACGGGACUCGGUGUGUGCCGGGCGGCGCUCGGGAGGACGGGACGCUGAGCCUCUGCGUGUCCGGCAGCUGCAGGGUAGGCACCUGCCCAGCCCUUGUGUUUGGCUGCGAUGGCAGGAUGGACUCCCCGCGGGUGUGGGACGCGUGCCAGGUGUGCGGAGGGGACAACAGCACGUGCAGCCCGCGGAACGGCUCCUUCACAGCCGGGAGAGCCGGAGAGUACGUCACGUUCCUGACGGUCACGCCCAAUGUCACCCGGCUGCACGUCGUCAACCGCAGGCCUCUCUUCACACACUUGGCCGUGAGGAUCCAAGGGCGCUAUGUCGUGGCUGGGGAGGCCAGCAUGUCCGCCAGCACCGCCUACCCAUCCCUCCUGGAGGACAGCCGGGUGGAGUACCGAGUGACGUUCACGGAGGACAGGCUGCCCAGCCUCGAGGAGCUCCACCUGUGGGGACCGGCCCAGGAAGACAUGGAGAUGCAGGUGUACAGGCGCUAUGGGGAGGAGUAUGGAGACCUCGCCCAGCCAGACAUCACCUUCACCUACUUCCAGCCCAAGCAGCAGGGUGCCCGGGCGUGGAGUGCCGUGCGUGGGCCCUGCUCCGUGAGCUGCGGGCAGCCCUUGCUCUGCCCUCCAGGGCAGCUCUGGGUGACGUACAGAUGCCUGGACCAAGCCCAGAAGGAGUGGGAUGAGUGCCAGGGGCGCCCCCAGCCGCCGGGGUGGACCGAGCCCUGUGUCUUCCCGCCCUGCCCCCCAUCGUGGGCAGCGGGAGACUCUGGGCCGUGCAGCACUUCCUGCGGGGGAGGCCUGCGGGAGCGGCUGGUGCGCUGUGCGGAGGCCCAGUGUGGCCUCCUGGGGACGCUGCCUCCGGCCCAGUGCGGAGCCGCGGCCCCCGAGCCGCUGGCCGAGGUGGAACCGUGCAACACGCAGCCCUGCCCAGCCAGGCGAGUGUGGGCGGGCUUCCCCGGCAGGACCCGGCCAGACGGGGAGCAGGGAGCGUGGGAACCCCAGGACAGCCCACACGCAGAGCUCUCCCUGCAGGUGGACACGAGGCCUCUGGGAGGGGACGCUCCAUUCCCAACGGGCAACACCAGGCCGGGGGCUGUGCACGUGUGGACUCCACUGGCGGGGCCCUGCUCCGUCUCCUGUGGGCGAGGCUCCCGGCCCCUUCGCUUCCUCUGCACGGAUUCUGUCCUCCGGACGCCUGUCCAGGACGAAUUAUGUGACUUGGCCAGCAAGCCGGGGGGCCGGCAGGAGGUCUGCCAGGCCGGCCCAUGUCCUGCUAGGUGAAGCUCCAGCCUUCUAGCUGCAGGUGGGCCGCAGAUGUCUCUGGCUCUGCACUGUGUGAGGCUGCACGGAGGCCACACGGUUCCCGUGCCUCACUCCAACCCAUGGCGGCGGCUUGGGGAGGUGACGGGGGGGGGUGGGGGGGUCCGAGCCUGCGUGGGCAGCCCCCCCCCCGGGGUCUUCUGUCCCCACAGGUGGAAAGUCCUGUCCCUCGGCCCGUGCUCCGCCCGCUGUGGUCCCGGCAGCGCCACGCGUGCGGUGGCCUGCGUGCGGCGGGAGCGUGGCCGGGACACGGAGGUGGACGAGGCGCUGUGCGCGGCCCCGGUGCGGCCCCCGGCCAGCGUGCCCCGCCUCGCCGCCCACUGCGCCUUCCGGUGGCACCUCGGCACCUGGACGGAGAUGCUGCGAGGCCGACAGUUCGAGGCCACCGCCUGUCAGUGCCGUGCCGCGUCGUGCCAGGAAGAGACCAAGGUGGACGGGGCUGUCCCCGUGGGGCGCUCGCUCACGGCGGGGGUGGGCGGGGGAGGGGGAGGUCCACGGCACGGCCACACCCGCCUCGGUGGGAAGGACCCUGGGCGUCCCGGGCUGGCAGGAUGUAGCAGCAAACACGGGGGCCACGGAGUGGGCUGGACCGCGAGCGACGUCACCGUCUCCUGUGGUGAGGGCGUCCAGUUCCGCCGCCACACCUGCCUGGAAGCCCAGACCCCGGUGCCCGCCACCUUUUGCCAGCAGCACUUGCCCAAGCCGCUCACAGUGCGGGGCUGUUGGGUUGAGCCUUGUGGAAGGCCGGGGACCCCCAGCCCAGCCCCCCACGAGGAAGCCGCCGCCCCUGGCCCGACCACCGCUGCUGCCGCCGUGGCUGCUGGUUCUCUCCCGUGGCCCCAGCCGCAGGCCCGGGCCCGACUCCGCGUCCCAGCCUCCCGGCUUCCGGAAGCCCAGGAGAGCCCGGCAGCCCACGGGACCUGUGGCAGGCAGUACCUGGCGCCCACAGGGACUAUCGACCUGCGAGGCCCGGGGCGCGCGGACUGUGAGGUGGCCAUUGGGCGGCCGCUGGGUGAGGUGGUGAGCCUCCAGGUCCUCGAGAGCUCCCUCAACUGCAGUGCAGGGGAGGCGCUGCUGCUCUGGGGCCGGUUCACCUGGAGGAAGAUGUGCCAGCGGCUGCCGGGCGCCACGUUCCUCUCCAAGACCAACACGCUGGGAGUGAGGCAGCGGCGCACGCGGCCCGGAGGUGGAGUGGUGCUGUGGUACCGGAGCCAGGCUGCCCCGGGCACCUUCCACAGAGAGUGCGACACACAGCUCUUUGGACCCUGGGGUGAAAUCGCGAGCCCCUCAGUGAGUCCGGACCGCAGGCGUGCAGGGGGCUGCCGGGUCCUCAUCAGCUCUGCUCCGCGGGCCCGCAUUGCCAUCCGCGCCCUGGUCACCGUCCCGGCGACUGGGACCCAGGAGACCAAUGCCAGCUAUGUCUCGAUCCGGGACACCUACAGCCUGAGGACGACAGCCUUUGUCGGGCAGCGGGCGGUGUCCUGGGAGUCGGAGGGCAGCGAGGCCGAGGUGGAGUUGAGCCAGGGCUUCCUAGAGGCGCGCGCCAGCCUGCACGGCCGCUACUGGACUGUCCCCGAGGCUGAGCCGGCCCAGCCCGGCCCCGCCCUCCCGGUCUCCGGGCCCCGGACGCCCUAA
Molecule: messenger RNA, 4743 nt
Organism: Perognathus longimembris pacificus (Pacific pocket mouse)
Lineage: Eukaryota; Metazoa; Chordata; Mammalia; Rodentia; Heteromyidae
Gene: Adamts13
Product: ADAM metallopeptidase with thrombospondin type 1 motif 13
Biological process (GO): proteolysis; extracellular matrix organization
Cellular component (GO): extracellular matrix
Molecular function (GO): metalloendopeptidase activity
Source: RefSeq, a predicted model, not a curated record